GACAGGUGAGAUGAGUUGAGUUAAGGAAAAUCCCAAGGGUUACCGAUAUUCCACUUUUCAUGGGCAAUAAGGAUAGCUUUCCGCAGUCAGUUUUAUUUUAAAACAUCGAGAUAAGUAGAACCGUUUCAUUAUAAUCUAGAAUGCCGAAUCUGAAAAGGAGAGUACGAGUAGCAGCUUGCAGCAGCCAUCGACCCAAGCAAGCUAGUUAAAGGCGGAGUGGUUCUAGUCUUGGGACGCCAGCCAGUUGUUCAUUGGUAUACUCUUGCCAGCUAUAGGGACCCUCUCUUGGAUGCUCUUACGAGCUUUGGGCUUCCAGCAUGAUGUGUAACCGUGGUGACAACAGAGAGCACCCACACCCAUCCCUCGCUCCCUUCCCCUGGGCUGCUGCCCCUCCCACACCCCCCUCACCCUAAAGCAGUCCUAACCACACAAAGAUGGCGGACAGGAAGGAGCCACCAAUCUAUAAUGAUGACAGCGUGGGGGCCUUCCAGUACAAGUUGCCGUUCUACGAGACCAUGGAGCUGUUCAUCGAAACGUUGACUGGGACCUGCUUCGAGCUGCGCGUCUCGCCCUUUGAGACAGUCAUCUCUGUCAAGGCCAAGAUCCAGAGGCUGGAAGGUAUCCCCGUUGCCCAGCAACACCUGAUCUGGAACAACUUGGAGCUGGAGGAUGAGUACUGUCUGCAUGACUACAGUAUUGCUGAGGGCUGUACACUGAAGCUGGUCCUGGCCAUGAGAGGAGGACCCAUCAACACCAGAAGAGUGUCUGUGGAGGACCCAGUGAAGGAUAUGGCAGAGUUGAUGGAGGGAGGCAGGGAGGAGGGCUGGGAGAAGAGUAUGUCUAGCAACAAGCAGGUCACCUUCCUGGUGUACCGAGAGGGAGACCAGCUCAACUUCUUCCGGGUCGUCGACCGAGGGGACGGAACUCUGACCCCUGUCUCAGAAUCAUUCAGUGGUGGCUCGGUGUACAACAUGUUCUCUGAGGAGGAGGACAACGACAGUGAGGGCUUGCCUUUGGUCCAGCCAACCCUGGAGAACUGUAUCACCAUGAACAAGAUGAAGCUGCUCAAAGCCAAGAUGGAGGACAUGAACAUCAACAAGAAGCCUAAGAAGUCUGCCAAGUUGGAACCUCUUCCCCCCGUCGGUCCCCGGCCCUGCAGCAGCUCUCUGGACCCUUCUGGAUCCCGACACCACCGUCUCUUCCGCGUCCUACCCGAGAUCAACCAAUCCCAUCAUUCCGCAUCACACUUACCUCCAAUCAGGGACCAGGGAUCCAUAACUCCCUCCCCUCCCGCUGCUGCCUCCGCCUCCACCCACCUGUCAAGCAGUGGCCGAGCUCUGCCCUAUUUAUCUUCUUCGUCCUGUUACAUGCUCCAGGAGGAGGAGCCAUGGGAGUCCAUCCCCAAGUCGAUCAGACCCCCUCCUAAAGUGUCCCGGUUGGAGAUCGGCAGCGCCAGGCUCAUGAGGGACUGUGUGUACCCGCAGCUCCCCGUGCUCUCCAGCAGGGGUCAGGUUGGUGGGGCCACGGAGCUGCCUGACCCAAGAAGAGAGUCACUGGGCCUGGGCUUGCUGGAGGAGGCGGUGGGCCUGCUGGAGCCCACACCGCCUAGAGCUUUGUACGGAGGAGACCUGCUCUCAGAUCCCCUCAGCCUGGAUAUCUCUUCCCAGCCAGAGAUGGAUCUGGGUGGGUUGGAUGGGCCAGGAGCCCUGGGGGUUGGAGCAGAGCUCCAGCUCCCUUCCACCCCCUCUCUGCUCUCCCAAGCUGUGGGGAUGAACUCUUUAAACAACUGGGCAAUGGUUGGUUCUGAUAGGCUAGCCUGGAAAGGGGAGAGGACACCUUUACUUGGCAACACCCUUCAUCAUAUUCCCGACUCUCCUUCCUCAUCAUCCUGCCCCUCAAGUAGACCAAGACUACCACAACCCUUUGAGUUUUCCGGCUCAACAACGUCACCCCUACGUCCCAAUAUCCACUCCUCCUCCCACCCCCGCACUUUUCUCACCCCUCCUCCUCCUACUAGCCCCUCCUCUCCUCCUCACGGCUCUCGUUUGCGAGGCAUCAAUGUGGACUCCCGAGGUAAGUGGCCGGAGAUGAUUAGUAAAAGCGAGGCGUGUGGCAUCACCAAGCUGGCCAACCAGGCCUGUAAAGAGCCUCUCGGGUCCCUCCGCAACACAGAGCUCCUGGCCUCCCUGUCCUCCUCCAGGUCCCUAGGCAGCAGCAGGGGAGUCCUAGAACCAAGCCUGGGAAUCGGGUUGGGGCUUCCCGCUGUUGGGGCCUCCGGGCUUGGAACGCUAGGCUCCACGGCCCUCUCCCUCCCAGCCAACAUCCAGCUACUCCAGGAGGACCUGAUACGAAGAGCAGCCACCUCCUACAUGUCAACUAACAGCCUGGGAUCCGCUGGAGGCUCCAGUUCAAUAAGAAGACUAGGCACCCCGACAUAUCACCUGCCUCCAGUCAAGGUCCCGCUGAGCAGAAAGAAGAAGAGUUCUAAACACUGCUUCCUCUGUGGCAAGAAGACUGGUCUCGCCACCAGCUACGAGUGCAGGUGUGGUAACAACUUCUGCGCCACCCACCGCUACGCAGAGACCCACGACUGCACGUACAACUACAAGAGUGCCGGACGCCGCUUCCUCCAGGAAACUAACCCCAUCGUCAACGCUCCCAAGCUGCCCAAGAUCUGAGCCCCUCCCCCACCCCCCCUCUAUCCCUGCACUCCUCCUUCCUCGAUUUACCUGAAUGAUUAAAAACAAAAAGGAAGGAAGGAAGGAUCUUGAUCACCAUUGUGUGCUUUUUCACCAAGUUUGACUUAAUGACAUCGAAAUGCCAAGUGUGAACAAAACAAAACAGAGAAUAUUAGCACACCAACUUUAUUAGCUAGCUAUCACCUCUGCUCCAGACAAUGUGAACAAACUGGUGAUCCACUUUCUUCGUAUAUUGUAACCUUGAUAUUUUUCCUUAGCAAAAAAGUAUUGCAUGGACUAUAUAUAGAUGUUUUUUUAAAGCAGAAGAUGUCAGUUUAUUUCAUGUUUUAACGGAACAGAAGUGCACAUCUCCAAGCGUGAACAUUAUCCAUAUUUUUUUAUUUGAAUUUUGUCAGAUUUGUUUUUCUUAAAAUAGGACUGCAGAUCACUUUUUCAUGCGACAAGUCUUUGAGAGAUGCACUUUAGAAUUAUCAUAUUUAUAUACCAAUGUUUGACUUUUUUUUUUUUUUGUAGGCUCUUGCAGUUGUGUG
This is a messenger RNA of Oncorhynchus gorbuscha (pink salmon), 3229 nucleotides long. Its product is annotated as AN1-type zinc finger protein 4-like. The record is from RefSeq and is a predicted model, not a curated record. Gene Ontology annotation, molecular function: zinc ion binding; protein binding. Bases 435 to 2678 code for a protein of 747 amino acids. NCBI's taxonomy places the organism in Eukaryota, Metazoa, Chordata, Actinopteri, Salmoniformes, Salmonidae. The transcript has 11 exons.